Camelina sativa (false flax) is the source of this 507-nucleotide messenger RNA. Its product is annotated as gibberellin-regulated protein 8-like. The record is from RefSeq and is a predicted model, not a curated record. Lineage: Eukaryota; Viridiplantae; Streptophyta; Magnoliopsida; Brassicales; Brassicaceae.
UCAUCUUCAUCACUACUGUCUCUUUGCAAUCUUUAAGUUUUCUUCUUUACUCUUAUUGAAAUAAAGAUAAAGGUUUUGAAAUCUAACCAAAAGUGAAGAUGAAACUCAUAGUUGUACAAUUCUUCAUAAUCUCUCUUCUCUUCACGUCUUCAUUUUUCGCACUUUCAAGCGCUGAUUCGUCAUGCGGUGAAAAGUGCAAUGUGAGAUGCUCAAAGAAUGACAGAAAACAUGAAGAGUGCAUCAAGGACUGCAAUAUAUGUUGUGAGAAGUGUAAUUGUGUUCCAUCGGGCACUUAUGGAAACAAAGAUGAAUGUCCUUGCUACCGUGAUAUCAAAAACUCCAAAGGAGGACCCAAGUGUCCUUGAACAUGCUUUAAAAAUCUUCAUAGGAUGCCUAAUAUCUACGUAUCUUUUAUUUAUUUUAUGUAUGGAAAAUUUAAUCUCAUCUACAUUUAAUGUAUGAAAUAAAAUAUGUGCUUCACUAAUGAAAUCUUUUGUUAUCUUUAAA